Molecule: messenger RNA, 725 nt
Organism: Geodia barretti
Lineage: Eukaryota; Metazoa; Porifera; Demospongiae; Tetractinellida; Geodiidae
Source: the annotation of a GenBank genome assembly
AAUGUGCGCAUGCGUAUAAAAUUACGUGCGUUCUCCGGCCAAAAAUAUGUCGAAGAGGACGAGAAAACCUGUUUCUCAAGAGUUUAUUGACGACUCUGACGACCCAGAUGACACAGGCGCAAAGACGAAAAAAGUGAAGAAAGCAGAGGCAGCCGUAGCUAGUGCUGAUUCUGAUGAUGACAUGAUUGAGAUUUCUAACAAACGCUUUGUUAAUGUGAGAGUCUACAAUGGACGUUUUCUGGUGGACAUCAGAGAGUAUUGGUAUGAUGAUGGUGUCAGAAAACCAGGCAAGAAAGGUAUAUCACUGACUGUGGAACAGUGGGGUAGACUAAAAGAGGCAAUACCACAAAUUGAUGCAAAAAUUGGUUCUACAUCAAAAUAAUGCAUUUAAAUAUCAUUUCAUCACACAAAUAAAAAUUCAGACCCAACAUUAAUUAGUAUAAAGUAAUUUUAACUAAUAGAGUUCAUUGUACACAUGCCUAAUAAGUUUCUACUAUCUACAAUUAAAACCUAUCUCUACAUUGUCGACUCUACCCGUUCAUCAUUGUCAGCAUCACUACAAUAAUAGGAAAAUAAAAAAUGAUUAACUCAGUGUUUAUAUGCGUGUAGAAUUAUAUGCUUGCAUGCUGCAGGUGAGAUGUACUGCCCAUGGGGUAUAUAUAUAAAUGGCAAGCAAAGCGAGCCUUCUUAGUUUUAAUGCAGGAAUUGUUUGUAUUAUGUGAUGG